AUGCUGAAUCUCAGUUUGCAAGGUUCACAAAUCUCCCUAUCUAGACAGUCCAGUUCCAGCUACAGAAAUGUGCCCGCAGCUGAUGAGAAAUUACACUCUGGGAGAACUAAAACACCUUCCGUAAAAUCCGAACGCCAGAAACUGAGCGGUCAAUUGUUUGAGGCUGGUAAUACUAGGCUGUGCGUCGAUGCACCCGAUACUUCAUCCGGUAUUCAAAGGAAGGAGCAAGUCAGAAAGAGUUUCUCAGAUAAUGUCAUCGCUAGAAGUCAGCAAAAUGUUAACGACUGGUUGGACGCUUGUGGCCAAAAAAUCGUGGAUGAUUUGGAAGAAAUCGAUGCAGCUUCCCUUGAUGUGGAAUCUGUGGUGUCCUUGAUUGUUGACAAGAAUGGCAAUAAACGAAGUGACCACCCUGGACUCAAAUUGUUUCUUGAUAGUUUGGAUUUGGUAGAAGAUGAGCACAAUCAGGACCUACAGCGGAAAACUCCCAAACCACAUUUCGAACCGGUGGAGUGUCAGCAAGAAAUGAAUACCUCUGGUGAUGUUUCUACGAAAUUAGUUUCUGAACAAGCUUUUUAUGGCACCGAGUCCGGGAUAAAACAAAUUACGUCAAAGGAAAACAAGUUUCCAAAAGACGAAAUUAAAGAGAUGAUAAAGGAAGUCGAGGCAGCGCAGGCAAUUCAGCGGUUUUGGAGACGCCAAAAACGCAAAAAGCUCGCCGCGCAGGCAGCGUUGAUCCGAAUGAUGGCAGAGCAAAAGCAUCGUUUGAAGGAGCGGCAAAUCACUCCAGGUAUGCCGCUUCAAGCUGCCAUCGUUAGACGAGAGAAGUCGCAACAGAAUCGGCGGAUGGAGCAGCAUAAACAUUGUGCACAGGCUCUCCAAGAGAAGCGUGAGAAUCGCCAAUCUGAGGAACAGCGAACCUGUGCCAUCUUUACAGACCCGGACGGAACAAUGAAAUGCGCCACUCCAAAGUCCAGCUGUAACUCUGUAUUGGUAGAGCAACCACACUCUCCAAUGGAAACAUCUGAAGGGAUCAGUGCCAGGAAAGAAGGUGUAUCACAAGUGGAGCAUCUUGUAGAGGAAAUCAAUAAUCCGGAGGUUUUAGGAUAUUGUCCUGACGAAGUAAAAUACGAGGAACAAUCAGAAGAGCCGGCACCUGUGAGGAAUGACCUUCAAUGCAGCCUGCAGGUGGUGGAACCUUCAGCUUGCUCUGGCCGGACUAAUAUCCAAGAACUUUUGAACGAUGUGAGAAAUCUUGGUGAUUUGGAUGCAGAGAAUCGGUACAUAUGUGAAAGAUCCUUGGAAAACGGACGUUUCAACUCUGGUGUAUCAGAUGCUGCUCAUAGUGACCUGUGCAUGAGAAAAGAAGUUUGGUCCGAAAUGUUAGACGAAAUUCAUCGUGUUCUGUCGGAAUCAGAUGAACCGGCUACUUUGGAUUUAGCCUAUUGGCCCACCUCGUAUUCCCAUCAUCCUGCAACAACAACAAAAACAACAACCGAAAUUUUCAAGCCCAACCUACCUGGGAAUUUUAACCAUCAAUCCUAUUCUGGUGCAUCGCCGCACUGGAACAGAGAUGCAACACUGCCUCUAACGGAGCAAAACUUGAAGCAACACUCAAAAAAUCUGAACGAAUCAAAGAAGCGUGGAGAUGCUAGAAGAUCAGCUGAAACAUUCGUUCAACAAUCAAGGGAUGAGAUGCGAAAGCUGGCACAAUCGGAUGGUUUGCGCGGUUCCGUUGUGUAUCCCACCGGCAGUCAUCGACCCACCUCAGCAGCUAAACAGGACAAGGCGGAUUCCAUCAGGACAGUGGGCUCCGUCCAGGCUGUACGACAAGCCGCAAGUUUUCGUCCAAGUUCUUCGGAAGAACUAAUUCAAGGGCAAUACUAUUUUGAUGCCGAAAUGACUGUUCGAUCACUGACAGCACAGCUAGAAGAAAAGACCCGUUCGGUACAACGUCUUCAACGAGCACUGGAACAACAACGAGAGCUGUCCGUGCGGCAGCUUCGCAACACACAACGAGAAGUGGACCAAAGGAUGGAAGCAGCGAAGACUGACUACGAAGCCACGAUUGAGGAGAAAAAGGUUCUUCAUUCGAAAUACGAAGGUCUAAUGAGUGAAUUAAAGGUAGCUGUUCAAAAAGCGGAAGAGAAGCUUAAGGUGGUUGAAGAUAGGCAUAAAGUGGAACUUCGCAAAGUGGAAGCAAAAGUACAUGCCACAGAAAAGCUUCGCAGAGAAAAAUGGGAAACCGAGAAGGUGAAGCAAAUAAAAGAUUCAACAAUGCGUGCCAUGGAAACUGAAAUAGCCAGCCUAAUUGCCAGUCACAAGAAAGAGCUGCGACAGCUGCGCGACGCUUGCAAUGAGCAAAUUCAAGCAGCAGACUCUAGAGCCUAUGAAGCGUAUACCGGUCAAGUAGAAGAACUGCGUCAGACUCUGUCAAGGGAAAAGGAAGACGCCUGUGCCAGAGAGCGUGAGGAGGCGAACAAAAGGUUAGAAAAAACGCUGAAAGACGAGCGUGCUGCCUUAGAGAUUCAGCGUCGACGCCUACUGCUUGAAAUAUCCGAUGAGCGAGAGCGGUUAGCUCUAACUGCACGACGCGAUCGCGAAGAACUGGAUCGCAAAAGACAACAGUUAGAGGAAUCGCUUACAAACGCGGAGGCAAAAUGCGCUUCUGAACUGAGAAAGCAGAUUGAUGAACUCACGGAACGUCAUGAGAAGGAGAAGGCUGAAAUGCAAGAGCGCAAUCUGGUUGAGAGACAGGCGUGGGAGGAACAUCUAAAAUCUGUGUUGGAGGCACAGUAUUUGGUUAGGGAAAAUGCACUUCGUGAUCAGCUCAAGCGUGAACGGGAUCGUCAGCUCGAGUCUGCGGUGCAACGUUUGGAAGAGGAAAUCAAUGGGCUACGUGACGAAGCGGAACGUGAGGCUGAAGCAAAGAUCAAACGCGUCCGUGACAAGUUAACAGCCGAAAUAGUCGAGCUUGAACGAUCCGAGAAACAUGCCAUGGAAAAAUAUCGCGAGAUGAAGACAAAACUUCUAGACAAAGAACACGAAUGUGAACGCUAUCAGAUAUCCGGAAAGCAGAAGGAGGAAGAGAUCACCGAGAUCCGUGCCCAGUAUGAAAAACUGAGCAAAGAACGUCAAAACAUAUCUGAUAUCGUAAGACAAGAAUUCGCCGAUCGUCUGGUUUUGGCGGAAGAACAGAAUCGUACGCUGAAACGUGACGCGGCGGAAUUGCGAGCGCGUUUGAUGAGCGAGCAAGGAAAGCAUGAGGCUGAGCUGAAUGCGGUGAAGCACUCAACUCAAGCAGAACUGGAAACGUUGCAUCAAAAAAUAAAGGAAGCCGUUAGAAAGAAGGAAGAGAAAAUAAACGCGUUGAAGCAACAAUUUGAAAAACAACUCGCUGUUCAGCUCAGCGAAGUGGAAUCCGCAAAUCAGCGUGCAGCACACCUGGAGGAGAUGCUGGACCAACAAAGACAGCAGUUUUUACAAGCCAAGCGUUGA
This is a messenger RNA of Dicrocoelium dendriticum, 3495 nucleotides long. NCBI's taxonomy places the organism in Eukaryota, Metazoa, Platyhelminthes, Trematoda, Plagiorchiida, Dicrocoeliidae. The record is from the annotation of a GenBank genome assembly.